Molecule: messenger RNA, 861 nt
Organism: Thlaspi arvense
Lineage: Eukaryota; Viridiplantae; Streptophyta; Magnoliopsida; Brassicales; Brassicaceae
Source: the annotation of a GenBank genome assembly
AUGGUGAACACAUCGGCGAAAGUCAUGUCAACGGUAGAAACGAUGAUCUUCAUCUCCGUCGUCGUCAUCGGAGUCGUCGUAGCUCGUGUCACAAAAUUCCCAUCUUCCCCUAUCGAUACUUUUGUCUACUACCACCAUUGCUCGCAACCAAAGUACUUUCCAGGAUCCUUCAUAUUUUCCUCCAAUUACUCUCCAGGAUCGUCUUACGAGUCAGAUGUCAAAUUUCUACUCAACUCGCUCGCAGACUCAGCUUCACUCUGCACCUACAACCAUUUCAUCGUCAGCGGAAUCUCCGGGAUGUACCAGUGCCGCGGUGAUCUCUCCUCCCGCCCCGGCGAUUGCGCUAGAUGCGUCGCGAGAGCUGUUCGUAUACUCCCAAAUAUCUGCGGCGGCGCGUGCGGUGGCGCGUUGCUGCUGGAAGGCUGUUUCGUGGAGUACGAGAAGGCUGCGUUCCUCGGCGUGGCGAAUAAGACGGUGUUGGCUUGGAUGUGCGGGACACCGUCAGGGUAUAACUCGGGCGAGUUGGCUCUGACCAACGCGUUGGUGAGUUUCGUAGUGGCAUAUAGCGGUAAGCUUUCCCGAGUGGCGUCGUCAGGGGAAGCACAAGCUGUGGCGCAGUGUACCGGAGAUCUCAGCGCGAGGGAUUGUCAGGAGUGUCUGAUGGAAGCGAAAUCGGUGUGCGGGACAAGGGCUAGGGGUGACGUCCACUUAGCCAAGUGCUACUUGCGUUACUCCUCCCGUGGAGCAACCGGCCACGGGUACAAGAACUCUAUGCUGGCACCGACUCAACGCCUAUCCAUGGACGGAUCCAAUAUCUUAUUUUAUCGGAUUCGGGUGCAACAGUUUCUAAUUAAUGAGUGA